AUGGCUGAAAAGGAGGAUAAUACUGAUUGUAAAAAUGGACAGGAGAAAGUUAUAUCUCGCAAACGUGUACUUUCCGACUCUGAGAACACAGUUUCUGAGAGCGUUGGGAAUUUAUCACAACAUGACGCGAGUAGCGUAGAUGGAAAUCUAUUAAAAGGGGAAGCUGCACAAACAAUUUUGAUGAUGGGAUAUCUUCCGGGCAUCAUUCACCAAGCAAUGAACCGCAUAUUAGAACGUCAAAGUUGUGAGAUAAGUCCACAAUCCAUCUUAGACGAAAUUGAGAAAUUAAAACAGGACGGCAAUGCACCAGACAUUAAAGUUAAAAAGCCAAAGAAUACAGAUAACAUGAAGAAUCAGGCGGUUCCACAAGAUAUGGAAGAAUUACGAAGGCAAAACCUUCAGAUGCACCAGAUGUUGUUGUGUAAAGCGUGUAAAAUGGUGGAUAUCAGCCAUGUUCUACUAAGCUGUGGUCACUUGAUAUGUGAGGCAUGCCUUCAGAAGUUGGAGGAAUGUUGGUAUUGUAAAUCUGCUAUAAGAGGGGUACAGAAAGUGCGAUUUGCAUCAGAUAGGGAUUAG
Saccostrea echinata is the source of this 576-nucleotide messenger RNA. Its product is annotated as baculoviral IAP repeat-containing protein 7-like. The transcript is spliced from 4 exons. The record is from RefSeq and is a predicted model, not a curated record. NCBI's taxonomy places the organism in Eukaryota, Metazoa, Mollusca, Bivalvia, Ostreida, Ostreidae. The coding region runs from base 1 to 576 and encodes 191 amino acids.